UAUUUAACAUAUAAAUGCUAUAAAUAUCCAUUCGCAGUAGAGUUGUUAUCAGUGUGUUUCAGAAAGUAUUUUCUGACGUCACGAGUUCACAAGCGUGAAGAUAGUUAUUUGGGAUUGUGACGUCUUACGUACUGGGUUAUAAUUAAAUGAACAAAAAUGUUUUUGCUUGAUUGGAUGACAAACAUUCUUAGUUUCCUAGGUCUAUGGAAAAAAAGUGGAAAGCUCCUAUUUCUUGGUUUAGACAAUGCUGGUAAAACGACACUACUGCACAUGCUCAAGGAUGACAGAAUGGCUCAGCACGUGCCCACUCUUCAUCCAACUUCUGAAGAAUUAUGUAUAGGAAAUAUGAAAUUUACAACGUUUGACUUGGGAGGUCAUCAUCAAGCCAGAAGAGUUUGGAGAGAUUACUUUCCUGCUGUCGAUGCAAUUGUUUUUCUAGUUGAUGCAGUUGACAGAGAAAGAUUCCCAGAAUCAAAAUUAGAAUUGGAUAGUUUGUUAACAGAUGAGCAGUUAGCCAAUUGUCCUGUCCUCAUAUUGGGAAAUAAAAUUGAUAAACAUGGAGCUGCUAGUGAAGAUGAACUGAGAGCUUACUUUGGACUCUUUGAACAAACAUCGGGAAAGGGUAAAGUUCCACGGUCAGAAUUACCAGGACGGCCCUUGGAACUUUUCAUGUGUAGUGUACUGAAGCGACAAGGAUAUGGAGAAGGUUUCCGAUGGCUGGCACAAUACAUAUGAUUAUGUUACUUUAACAUUUAAUAUGUAGGUCAAUAUUCAUUACAGUAAAAUAAUUUCAAACAUACUUUACAAAGAAAUGCAUAUGUGUGUUUCAUUAUCAGAUGAAAAAAUCGUACAUAAAAGAUUAUGAAUAUAAGUUAUUCUGAAGUGUCACGAUUUUGUUAGAUAUUUCUCUAACAGUUUUGUUUUAGGAAUGUUCUUAUCUUUUUAAGUCGCAAUGUACAGGCUUUUCUUUAAUCAUACAUGUUAAAACGAGAUAAUUUACAUGACAUGUUAGAAUACACAUGAAAUAAACAUAUUUUUGUUUUA
Molecule: messenger RNA, 1044 nt
Organism: Limulus polyphemus (Atlantic horseshoe crab)
Lineage: Eukaryota; Metazoa; Arthropoda; Merostomata; Xiphosura; Limulidae
Product: GTP-binding protein SAR1b-like
Exons: 7
Coding region: 157-735 (192 amino acids)
Biological process (GO): intracellular protein transport; vesicle organization; membrane organization
Cellular component (GO): COPII vesicle coat; endoplasmic reticulum exit site
Molecular function (GO): GTPase activity; GTP binding
Source: RefSeq, a predicted model, not a curated record